Messenger RNA from Stegostoma tigrinum, 1029 nucleotides. It is a transcript of the gene glod5, whose product is annotated as glyoxalase domain containing 5. NCBI's taxonomy places the organism in Eukaryota, Metazoa, Chordata, Chondrichthyes, Orectolobiformes, Stegostomatidae. The transcript is spliced from 4 exons. The record is from RefSeq and is a predicted model, not a curated record. Bases 43 to 534 code for a protein of 163 amino acids.
GGAAGAAGCUGCGAGUUCUAGUACUUUCUUUAACUCAGCAAAAUGGCGCUCUUAAAAAGUUUGUUAUCUAUAGGCUACUGUUGUCAUGGCUUUUGCCGGCAGAGUUUGAUUCAGUUCAGAUUGAAGAACACUUCCUCACCAAUCCAGAUCGCAAGAUUGGAUCACCUUGUUCUGACUGUGAAGAGCAUUGAAGAUACUGUGGCAUUCUACUCCCAAACAUUAGGCAUGGAAAUUACCACUUUCAAGGGUAACCGCAAAGCACUUUCUUUUGGGAAUCAGAAAAUCAACCUGCAUGAAGUUGGGAAAGAAUUUGAGCCAAAGGCGCACAAACCGACAGCAGGAUCCAUGGAUCUCUGUUUGAUCACAAAGACACCAGUCAGUAAAGUGAUUGAACAUCUUAAGACAUGUGGAGUUCACAUUGAAGAAGGUCCCAUCGAACAAACUGGUGCUGUGGGCCUUAUCACUUCAGUUUACUUCAGAGAUCCAGACAAUAAUUUGAUUGAAGUUUCCAAUUACCUCUCUGACAAACAAUGAAUAUAACAACAAAUCUAUAUGAGAAUGGAAAGUGUAAAGUUGUCUAAAAAGAUUGAUCUGUUAUUGUACAUUUAACGUAAUGGGAACUAUAUUGUUUAAGGCACUACUAUAUAUAUUAUAGUGAGAUAACAAAGGCAUUGAAGCUCAGUGUAUCACCACACAAUGCACAUUUUGUGUCUUCAGUGGGAAAAAGUAGAUAAUUUUGUAAGGUAGAUAAUCAAUACUUGUUGAGCAUACAGGUAUUUCUGCUGUAAUGCAAAUUGGCUUCAACGCAAUUGAUGAAUGGUGGAUGCUGUUUGGAUAAUGCAAACAUUCUGCUGUACAAGUAUAGGGACUUUCUAUAGUGAUUUCACUAUAAUACAAUUUUCUGUCGUGAUUUUCUAUAGCACAAUUUUCUAUAGUGUGAUGUCACGCAAGAACGCAACUAUCGCAUUAUAGGAAAAAUACCUGUAGUUAUAUUUUUUAAAUAAGAAGCAAAAAAGUGAUAAUUGACUA